Mesorhabditis spiculigera is the source of this 1359-nucleotide messenger RNA. NCBI's taxonomy places the organism in Eukaryota, Metazoa, Nematoda, Chromadorea, Rhabditida, Rhabditidae. The record is from the annotation of a GenBank genome assembly.
AUGCGAGCCGUACACCUCAUCUUCCUGCUGGCAUUCCUAUUUGCCGGCAGCCAAAGUGGCCCGCCCGGCGAGGAUGACAACGAAUUCGCCGAGUUUGAAGACGCUGAUGAGACGAUCCACUACACGCCACCAUCCCCUCCACCACCACAACAACAAAACAAGGCCGCCCCCUCGCCUCCAGCACAGGAGAAGAAACCGCUAGCCAACGAGUUUGACAACGACGAGGAGGACUAUGGAAUCAACGAUGAGCAAGAAACCUUUGAGGAGCCCGACUCUAUCGCGCCAAAGGCCCAAGAACCGCUCCGCUUCUCGGAUGUGCCCGCUCACUUCCGGUCGAAUUGGGCCUCGUACCAGGUAGAAGCUGCUGUGAUCGUGAUCCUCGUGCUCUACAUGCUCAACUACGUCUAUGGAAGGGGCGUCAAUCAGGGACUCGCUUACACUUGGUUCUCCGCUCAUCGCGAUGCUCUCGAGCAGCAGUUCUCGGUUGUGGGGGAUGAUGGAUUGACUGAGGAGCCGUCUGAUGGAAAUAUUACCAAGGAGACCGACUACUCGUUCUCGAUCUGGUGCUCGGGCCGUGUCGGCGUCACCUCACUGCAGAUCCAGAUGCGCACGGUGAAGCGGCAGGAUCUCGUCAGCCGUGUCAUGGGCAUCAUCACCCCGCAAAAGGAUAGAAUCACCUUCCGUUUUGACCUGGACGCGCAAGAAGUGGACCCGUGGGUGCUGGCCGUCGGACAACGGAAGAUCGUCGCCAAGCAGCACAAGGAAUUGGCCGAUCUGUCCACCUACGCACUCGAGAAGAAGCCGGGAUCGAUGCAAGGAUUGCCCGCUUCCUGGGGCAUUUUCACCGAACUCAACGAGGCUGCCAUGGGCAUCCUGGACCCUGGCCUGCUGACCCUGUUGCGCAAGUACGAGUCGAAGAUACACUCAAUCCACGCCUCGGAUCAAUAUUGCGGCGCGAAGCUGCCGGAUGGGGAGACGUACACCCGACUGCCGGAAGUGUCUCGAGUCGUCAUCAUCACCGUCGAGCUGCAGGAUGGCGGGGAUGAGCUCCGCCAGGAGGAGACCGAGAUUCUCAACAUGAUCUUCUACAUUGUCGACAAGGUUCGCCGAUUCCGCCUCUCACGUGAAGCGAAACUGAAGACGGAGAAGAACCGCCAGGCCGUUGAGGAGGCGUUCAUGAAGACCACCCACAUUCAACGCCAAGAAGCCGCUCAAGCCCGUCGAGAAGAGCGGACCCGCGAGAGGAAGCAGCGAAUUCUGGAGGAGGAGGACCCGGAUAAGCAGAGAAGACUCGAGAAGAUGGAGGCCAAGCACGACCGCAAGUCGAAGCAGCCAAAGAUGAAGCAGAUGAAGAUUCGC